Messenger RNA from Porites evermanni, 1772 nucleotides. The record is from the annotation of a GenBank genome assembly. NCBI's taxonomy places the organism in Eukaryota, Metazoa, Cnidaria, Anthozoa, Scleractinia, Poritidae.
AUGUUACUUCGUUUUUCAGGUGAAUGUGGGGCGUCAGUCGUCACGCAUGGUCGAGUUAUUGGAGGUGAGGACUCUGUUCACGGUUCUUGGCCUUGGCAAGUGGGUCUGUACAAUGGCGACGAUAACAAUAACUUUUUUUGCGGUGGUUCACUUAUCAAACCUGACUGGGUCCUCACAGCUUCCCACUGUAUCUCCUGGUUCAUUAAACCUUCCGAUUAUCGUAUUCGACUUGGUGACUGGCAUCGCUUUUAUGUUGAUGGUACCGAGCAAGUCCGCAAUGUCUCCAAAAUUAUCACACAUCCAAACUACCACAGACCAGUCUUGGUUAAUAAUGACGUUGCUCUGAUCAAGCUUGACCGGCCUGUGGUUCUGGACAGUCACGUGAAUACGGUCUGCUUGCCUAAGAUGGACGAACAGGUCUCUUUAAACAGCACUUGCUUUAUAACUGGUAAGAAAUCAACUUUAAAAUUGUCUACUAGCUACGUACUCAUAAAAACUCCUAACACAAAAGUGUGUAAUUAGCUCGCAAUUAAAAUGACAUAAUUCGUCAUCACUUUUCUUUCCUUGAUUACCACACCGCUUCAAAAUUAUUGUAGCUCAUGGUAGAGCUUUAAUCUUCACCCCUGCAAGUCCAACGCUUGUCGGGGACAUAUUCUGCACUUAUCAUUAACUUUAUGGUUGACUGAAAUCAGCAGGAUGUUAUGAUACAACUAAAAAAUACAACUUGUGAGAAAAAGUAAGCGCCAACUUUUCACUACUUUUACAAAUAUUUUAGCGUUUUUAAACCGCUGGGAGAAAAUGCUGUGAAAAAGUUCAUCGCACCCUCUCUUGGUCAUCGAGUUACUGAAGUGUUCCUUUGUGUUUAUUGAGGGAUAUUUUUAUUUCUAAGCAUGUCAGAUGUCAGUCAAUUUUUUGGUCGUUCCGGUUUCAAAGUCCGAUGGUAUGUUAGUGGUUUCGCCCCCUACAAGUUCGCCCCCCUACUUUCCGAGUUCACCGCGUAGUGGUAAAACUCCAAAUUCUCUUCAUUCUAGUUAAUUUGAUAUUCAACUACAACACAACUUGCGUUAUUAAAGGAAAUCUCUGUAAGACGGGAUCGAAGUUCGGGAAAUUUUGAAUGGAACCCUGCUGAACAGGACGCUGGAUCGAGGUUGUCAUUUCAAAGUGUGUCAAGUAUGGAACCAUUCAUUCACAACCAGAUUGUUGAAAUCGAAGCAGUACAGUAGUUAAAAUCAAAACGGCUGAUGGAUCGUGGUGUUUAUUGUGAAUAUUUUACUGACGGGCAAACUCUAACGAAGCUCAUUCACUAUGGGGCGAACUCGUUUUGUUAUGGGGCUAACUAGUAAGGGGUAACUCACUACAGAGCAAAACCAAUGGCUUCUUCUUUAAUUGCCGCAGGCUGGGGCAAAGUGAAGCAUCCCGGAGGUCCUUAUCAUCAUCUUCAACAGGCAAAGCUUCCUCUGGUCUCUGAUAAAGAGUGCUACGACAAACUGAAGCUCUCCCCAGUAGGAAUUCUGCUCAAUCUCACUAAGCAGAUGAUAUGCGCCGGCGAGCCUUAUGGCGACGUUUUGCGCGCAGGUUGCCAUGGUGACAGUGGUGGACCAUUUGUCUGCAAGGAAUCAUCAUCCGGGAAGUUUGUUUUACAGGGCGUCGUGAGCUGGGGGUCUGGAAACUGUAAUUUUGAGCAGGAGAACAAGCAAUAUACGGUAUUUGCUCGAAUUAGCGAGUUGCGUCAGUGGAUAGACGAUACCAUUGAAAUGUUUAGCUCCCAGUGA